Molecule: messenger RNA, 7583 nt
Organism: Biomphalaria glabrata
Lineage: Eukaryota; Metazoa; Mollusca; Gastropoda; Planorbidae
Exons: 13
Coding region: 72-3965 (1297 amino acids)
Biological process (GO): signal transduction
Source: RefSeq, a predicted model, not a curated record
UUUUAGGAAGCAAAAUAAAUGUAGUUUAGACUGAUUAGAAUUUCAAUGUUGUGUUUUUUAAAUUCAAAAUAAUGGAGGAUUUUAUAUUAAUUAAUUGUGUAGAGAGGAUAGAUCACUUGUAUUCUUUCAUCUAUCAUAACAUUAGAGAACUUGGAGUAAAGCUACCUAAAGUAAAAAAAUUAAAUAAACUUAACCAGUCUAGAAAAAGCUGUUCGUUAUCGAGCCAGCAACAGCAGGGACAGGAUGAAAACUACAAAAGAAAAAUCUUUGGAGAACCAUUAAAUGCUUUACCCAAGUGCUUUUUGCAGAAUUAUGGCUAUGUACCAGAAUUUCUGGUACAAGCCUGCAAUUUAAUUGAACAACAUCUUCAUUGUGAAGGUCUCUUUAGAAAAUCUGGAUCAGUUAGUCGACAAAAAGAGCUCAAACUUGCUGUUGAUGAAGGCAAAUCUCUGGAUGGAGCCAAUGUAUUUGAUACAGCUGUACUAAUCAAACAGUUCUUUAGGGAACUGCCAGAGCCUUUGUUUGUCAGCGUCUAUUUGGAUGCUUUCAUUAGAUGUUACCAACUACCUCCUGAUAAAGAUCCUAAGAAAGCCCUGCUGCAGUUGUGUUUGCUUUUACCACUGGAGAACAUUGCAGCUUUGAGAUAUACCAUGCACAUGUUGUCCAAGGUGGCGGCUACUUGUGAUAAAAACAAAAUGACAGCCAACAAUCUGGCCCUUGUCAUGGCCCCCAACAUGAUGCACAGCAACAAGGGCACUCAGAAGAUGAGCUCCUCUGAAGAGAAGCUGCUCCACACCCAGACUUGCAUCGUGGAGCUGUUGAUAAAAAACUGGGAGCAGAUUGGGAUGGUCAGUGGCUCUCUGCAACAUCAGAAUAGGGAUGUCAGCAGUUGCUCCUUCAGAAGCUCCGACUCCAGAGUUAGUCUGAUGGCAGAAUGUUUUGGUACUGAUGAUGACCUGGACGCCAGUGAUGACAACACGUUGGAAGAAUCCAAAGAAGUUUCUCAGAAACUCAGGAGGAAGAGAAGUAGCUCAUUGACUGGUUUUGUUAACUCCAUUGCCAAUGGGUUGGCUAAACUCCGUCGCAGCACUGACGGGAAAGGUGUCAAUAUGUCCUUGAAUAGCACACAAAGGGGUGAGCUUUCACAUGCCUGCUCUGGCAAUGCGAAUCAAAUGCAGGAAAUGCUCACCAACACAGUCACACCUUGUGUCAUGAGAAAAAGAAGAGCAUCAGGAGAGACAGUACCAUUCUCUGCCUCUAAAAAGAAAGCCAUUCUUGGUAAUCUGCCACAAAGGUCAGCAUUGGCCUCAACUCCUUUUACACCUGCUUCAACUGCUAAAAAGAAUCAAGAUAACAGGUUAACACUGAAUAUAACAACACCAGCAAUGGGAGGUAAAACAGCUCGUAAAAAGCUCAGCCUGUUUACGUCCCCUGGAAAGGUCAAAAGGGAAAGUUCAGAGUCACCUCCAGCUAUGAGAAGCAAAUCAAAAAGCAAAAAAAAUAUUUUCAAACGACUUAGUGGUAGCCGCCAAGAAAAGGUUUGUGAUGAAUCUGUGGAGACUCUUCCUCGAAGUGUUUCAUCGCCAACUCUUCUUGAAUGUUCUCACAAGCCUGAUGUGUGCUCAGUUAACCAAAUUGACAGCAUUGCUGGUUUAAGUGAUGGGAGCAAGAAGAAGAAAAAGAAUCUUAUUAGUGAGCCGUCACCUAUCAUUGUGCCUGUGUGUGUCAGUGCCCUUGACCUUCAGCCGCAGAACUGUGAGAUCAGGAGAAGCAGGAGGGAUGAGUUUGAGCAGAAGAGAAAGAAGCUGAUACAAAGUGUGAAGGAGUCUCACAAUGUGGAUAUGAACCAGAGUGCUGACUCUCAGUUGGAUCCUACCCUUAUGGAAGCUGUGCUGCCACCUCCUGAGGGGUUUGCAGAUGAGACUGUGGUGAAUGUCAACCCUGGUGAUGAUGAAAGUGAGGAGGUGGAUGUAGGAUCUGACCUCGAGUCUGAAGCUGGGUUCUCCACCAUAUCUGGUGGCACUGUCAUUGAUAUGAGAGAGCGCGGAGGGUACAGGAAACAGGCAGCGCACAUGAACUCCAGCUCAUCACUUAUUAGCUCUGUGUCCAGACAGAUAACUUCCUCUCUUAACUCCUUGUCCAGCAUGGACAGCUUGGAAAGAAGGUUAUCACAUGGUAAAUCCUCAAAGUUUUCUGACUCUCACAGCAUAUGUUCUGACUCGGUAAAUAUACAUGGUUCUGAUAAAUCAGAAGAGGAGGAGGUCUGGGUUCGACGCAAGUCUGCAUCCACAUCUGAAAAGCUGAACUCUUUCAGCAGUGAAACUGCAUUGGACCCCCAACAAGAAAUUGCCUUGCCUGUUUAUAGUAGUGUGUCUCGGAAGAAGUCCAUUUCUGCUGAAGAUCUACAAUCUACUCGUAAGAAAGUAAACGUCCCCACAAGAGCACAUAGUAUGUACCUGUCUCCUUGUAAGAAAUACAACUUCAAGCCACACCUGGAGAUAAGCAAACAGACCCACAAUUUGCUUGCUAGGGCAGGCUUCAUUCAGCCUACAAACUGUGAUGCAAAAGAUGUCCCUGUGCCAGUGAAGUCGCCAAAGCGGUCCAGUUAUAGAGAGGAGAUGAUGCUGUCCCUUCGAUCCAGUUUCCAUGAAAGACACACACACAACAACAUCUCGUUCAGGUCAUUGAGGGCCUUGCCAAAUUCUUCAUUGACUCAGGAUGGGAUGAACAGACUUAAUGUUCAAGAAAGAACAAACAUGGACAAUGGUCAGACUGCUGUUACCAACACAGACAAGUUGGUAGAUCAUGUGGAGAACAGUCCAUCAUUAAAUGUCACAGAUGAUGGACACCAGAAAGAUAUCACAGGGUUAGAAGUGGAUGUGACAGGACUAGAUGACACAGUAGUUAGGAAUGAACUAACAGAUAUGGAGGACGAAGCCAUACUUGAUGUCACAUGUACACAAGUGGAUGAGACCACUACUAUAAGUAGCAGCACUAUGAUGGAUGUCACAGACGCAGAAAAAGAUGUGACGAACAUAGAAGUUGACAUUACAGGUGUUGAAUUUCAUGCAAUUGAUACUUCUGAUGUUGACCCUAUGGACACCGAUACAGAGACAGGUCCAAAAGUUGAAAGCCAGGCCUGUGUGAAAGAAACAAAUCUAUUAAAAAUCAAAAGAGCUGAAGUCCUGGUACAAAGGCAUGACAGUGUACUAAACAUUCAGCAUGCUGGCUUGGUAUCGCAGAGUAUAAAACAGUUCUCCGAUCAACAGUUACACAACCAACAUGACCAUGACCUUUCUGGUCCAUCAGUUUCUAAAAGAGGGAAAUCCCCAGUUCGCAUCCCAACAAUCUUUGCAAAAAACCACAAUAGAACUCGUCAUAGGGUGAAUGCACAUAUGUCUAGAGAACGGACAGGCAAUACAAGUUUUCAAAAUUUUUUCCCAGAAAAAGAAUCCACAGAUGGCAAAGAGGAGGAAAAGAAUUUGUUCUCUGUGUCUCAGGAAGAAGUUUCUUCAGAAGAGUGUUAUGCCAGGUCUGGGUCUGAAGUAAGUCCCUCAAAGGAACCUGUGGCAAGAAUGCAGAUUGACUUGAGUGACUCCCUGAUGGAGACAAUCAAUGACAUUUGCACCCCCAGAGCUCAGCGUACAAGACCAGGAGAGCCAUGUCAAGAACUGAAGUCUCCACUGAAAGAGUCCACCAACCAGAUUCAGUCAGCCCUGGUUGCCAGUCUGAAGUCUGGAAAUGCUCAUGAAAAUCUGAAGAUUUGUUCUGCAAUGAAGACCCCUCACAGAAUCUCCCUUCCAAAAGAGUUGAAGCCUCUUCAGAUUUCCUCCGCUGCCAGAAAUCAGCGACCCCAGAUAAAGCGUCUAAGAGUGCAGUAUUCCCCUCGUAAAGUCAAUCACAGGUCGCCCAAACUGAACUCGCCGUACAGGUCACCCAAGACAUCUGUACCAAAGCAACAUUAGAGUUGGCAAUGCAGAGGCUAAGACUCCACUACCACUAUUGUUAUUGUUGAAGUCAUUUUAUUAUUAUUAUUUCUUUUUCUGGUGAUUGUUAUUGGUAGAUAUUUAGUCAUUCGUUUAGCGCUUCUUUUGCUUUAUUUUAUUUUUUAGAUUUUGUUUCAUAAAUAAUAAUUUCUAGAAAGUUUUCCAUUAAAAACAAAAAACUAAUGAGAUUUGUAUGAGAAAUCUAUGAUUAAGAUCUUUCUGUUAGAGUUGUCCCACAUUGUGAGACAUUGUCUUCCCUGUCAAAUGUAAUGACUACUUUAGAAAUGUAAAUCUAGUGCUUUGUGCAACUACAUGGAUAACAAAGGGAAUUAAUUCUUUUGAUCACAAGGAAUUGGUUGACUCAUUUUAAAAUCUAUUUUUUCUAUGAUCUUUGCACAUGUAGUAUGUAUCAUACUAAAAGAAGUUUGCACUGGCUUUAAUGAUAACAAUUAUCUUCAUUAUUCUUGAGAAACUUUGUCAUACAAUUGUGCAUUACACAUUAAAAAACAUUAUAGUAACAAUAAACACAUUUCAUACUAGUUUCACUCAAACAUUGCAUCAGGAAGUUGGAUUGGAUUUAAUGAGUUCAUUUCCAUGUUGCCAGUGAUCAUACAUUUAUGGUUAUAGUAAGUUUAUUUUUUAUUAGGUUAAAUGUCCAUUAACACUUAGUGUGGAAUUACUUUGGCUAGGAUGAUGUUUACAUAAAAGUUCCCCUUUCAUUCCUCGUGAUCUAUAAGGGCAGAUGAUGUAAAAGUCAUCUGUUUCUGUGGCCCACAGUUAACAAGGGUGUCAUAUGGCCAGCACAACGAUCAGCAGCCUAUACAUUUCCUCCAACUUAUGUCAAGCUGGGUGGACUAAAAGUGCCUAAUGAUCCCAAAAUUAAAAAUCAUAUUCUUUACCAGGACUUGAACCCAGGACCUCAGAAGCCAAACACUUUACCACUCAUCUACUGCACCUCCAUGCAGUCUACACAAGUGUUCACUAAUAUCUUAGGUUCAAAACUUGUAAACAUUUACAGCUAACCAGAGAAGAAAGACUUAAGGAUGUAAGAAACAUUAUGUAUUAAACAUAAACUGAACUACUCUGUAAUGUAGAACACUUGAGCAUUCUUUUGUAAAAUGCACAGACAAGCUGAAAGAUAGAAGCAUGUUUCUUAUUCCAUCUCCUAGGAAACACACAUUUUUUUUUAGUACCAUUCCUGUAUGGAAUGGGUUGCUUGAACGAGUUGAAAUACCCAACGAACACAAGCAAGAUCAACACAUAAACAUCUUUUUCAAAAUUCUCUGGAAAUUUGUAAAAAGAUGCUUUAGGCUGCAAAGUUUUGUAUUUAUAUAUAUUUUUUUUGUAACUUAUAUUGUAAAUAUUUCAGAAUUUUUGUUUUUUACUGUUUAAAAAUUUCUGCUAUUUUUUUUUUAAUGUCCAAUGUGAUCUUUAAAAAAUAUAUACAAAUUGAUGUAACAUGAUUUAUAACCUGGAGUCAUUUUAUAUUUGAUAUCAAGUUUAUUAUAUGGAUUCAUAUAAUUUAUAUUUAUAAUAAUUUUUGUUUAAAGUGCAGUACUUUAUUUUUUAUUGAUUAUUAUGGAAUCAAAUAUUUGUAAAAAAUAGCAACACAGGAGGUCACAGACCAUCCCCUUGACUGUUGAAACAGUUUUUUUUUUUUUAAUUCAUUAUAUAACUUUUAAUUGAGGUUGUGAUUUGUAAAAAAAAAAAGUACUUAAUAGUGUUGUAGAUUUAUUUAUGAGAGGAAUAUUUUGGCGCCUUUAAAUAGUACUCUUGCUAAUUACUGGCCUUUACCUACUGUUAAUGAGUAGUAUUUUUUUAGCCAGCUAUAGCAAUUAAUAUUUAUUUACAAUAUCCAGAUGCUUACUCAAAUGUCUGGGGGUAAAAUCAGUGACAAAAUGAUUUGUUUGUGAGAGUAUAGUGAAUAGGUUUUGAGGGUGUAAUCAGCAACCUAAUGAUUUGUCUGAGCAGGUUUAGCCAGUCACCUUAUGUUGGGUAGUGAAGUCUAACCAGUGACCUAAUGAUUAGUUUGUGAGAGUAUAAUCAAUGGCCUUAUUGUUAGGUUCUAAGGGUAUAAUCAGUGACCUAAAGAUUAUGUAGUGAAAGUAUAUCCAGUGACCCAAUGAUUAGGUUGUGAGGGUAUAAUCAGUGGCAAUAAGUAUAACACAUUGUUAUGUUAUGAUUUAUUAUUCCCCAGUUCUCUCCCUUUUCUCUCUAUCCAUUAUGUUGACAUUUCAUAGAAUUAAUUUGGGUUCCAAUUAUAAUGAAUGAUGUAUCAAAAGGGAUUUCUUUUUUCCCCCAAUAUUUAUAGCUUAAUGAAUUACAGCUCAAGUGUUAUAGCUUAAUUGCUAAUAUUCAUGGUGCCUUCUAGUAAAUAUAUUCUCAGAUAGAUGGAAUUUAAUGCUUUGUUGAUCAACAUUCAGAACUGUUCCAUUAUUCCAUUUAACCUACAUUUGCUCAAGUGUUAUUUAAAUAAAUUCUGGUAUGGUACAAAUCUAUUCAUGUGUGCUAGACUGUGUCAGACAAAACAAGCCAGUAAUAAGGAGUCAAUGAAAAUGAUCAAAUCUUCAAGUCAUAUAGACUGUGGAUGAUAUUGACAAGGUUGACACUGAUAUAAUUAAAAGGAUUUUAGACAAGAUACAAAACCACCUAGUGGCUUGGCUUGUAUGACACUUUGUACAUUUUGUGAGAUUUAAUGCAUAAUCCCAAGGGUAAUAGUUGAAAAGUAGUAUGGUUGGUGCUAUUCUAAUUUGUUGAACUAUGAAUCCAAACUUAGGUCUAUGGAUUUAAAACUGAGAUAUAUGAAUCCAAACUUAGGUCUAUGGAUUUAAUACUUAGAUCUAUGAAUCCAAACUUAGGUCUAUGGGUUUAAAACUUAGAUCUAUGAAUCCAAACUUAGGUCUAUGGGUUUUAAACUUAGAUCUAUGAAUUCAAACUUAGGUCUAUGAAUUCAAAGUGUUCAGUUUUGUUGGUAUAAAAUGUUGUUCUCCCCCCCUGUAUGCAUAAAUUAUCUUAUUGUAUGUAACAAAGUGAACAUUUUUUUUUGAAGUAAUAUAUUUUAAAAACUGUUUGCUGACUUCUUUCUAUGUUUACUCCGAGGUCUACUUUGAAGUGAUUUUGGUUAAUGAACUUAAGGAUUUGUUGCUUUUCAUACUAGAUGUAAUAGUCUUUACCAAGGCACUCACUAGCAGAGAACUCAAGCUGUGCAUUGCUUCAUUUGGAAAGUAGUUUGCUCCCUGAACCUUGACCUGAUGAACUGUGCAGGGCAAGUUUUGUUCAGUUUCAGAGUGGGGUAUAUAAAACAUGAAGACUAGUGUCUUGAAUUCUAAUAAUAUUUGAUGGAAAUAUAAUUUGAUGUUUGAAUUGUUAUAUCUAGAAUUCUAAUUAUAUGUGUUUAUAUAUAUAAUGUAAUUCUAAUGACACAAAUUGUUACAUCUUGAAUUCUAAUUAUAUAAGUACAUGUUAAUCAAAAAAUUACACUAUAAAUUGUUUGUAUGUAAAUACAUUUUUACAUCAGUAUGUGCUUUCAAUAAUGCAAUUAUAAAGCUUGACCUAAUUGAACACAAUAAACUGCUUGGGACUCAAAGCUUUACUAGA